Molecule: messenger RNA, 2679 nt
Organism: Colletotrichum siamense
Lineage: Eukaryota; Fungi; Ascomycota; Sordariomycetes; Glomerellales; Glomerellaceae
Exons: 1
Coding region: 1-2679 (892 amino acids)
Source: RefSeq, a predicted model, not a curated record
AUGGUCAAUCCUAAUCGCUGGUCGUGGUCGGGAGCACCGCGAAAAGCCCAUGCCCGAGAGAAUGCCGUUGCCAGCAAUGAGCCUCUGAUCCCACCCACCACCAAUCCCGAUUCGUGCGAGGGCAGUGUCCCAGCCGAGAAAAAGGUGCAGCCUGGCGCUGCGGGUGGUGUCUCAUCGCGCCGGCUGUCUUACAAUCGGUGGAGUUGGCGGCCAGAUGCAGCCAUAUCGGUCACCUUGGAGGACCAGCAAGAGGACGACUCGGAAAAUAGGGAGCAGGGAGAAGACCAGGGCCAAGCAACACAGCCAGGAGCAUCGAAUGGUCGUCGGUUGUCGAAAAUCAACAAAAAGCUGGAUGCCGCCGCUCCCACCAAGCGACCACGACCAUUGUCUAUGAUAGCGCCUGCAAGCGCAUCUUUCGGAUCAGCGCCGUCUUAUUCACAUUUUCAGCGCCAGCAACAGGCACAGCAACAGGAGACUGAAAACCUGCCAUCGCCCUCUCAACCGAGCCCCCUUACUACCCAGCCCUCAACCGGUGUUAAGGAAGCCCUCGGCCGGUUUCUCACUCGGAAGUUCAGCAAACGACAAAUGAAGACACCGCGGCAACAACAGAGCGAAGCUGAGCCAGUACCCCCGCCAUCCCAGCAUCAGCAGCAGCAAACAUCAGGACCCAUGCAAUCCUCAAUGCGACGUGGUCCCCAACUCCACAAUCCCCAGAACACCCUCCGUGGAGAAUCCCCUGCCAACCCUGCCACCCAUGCCCAGACCCAAGGCCAGGGUCGCAUCGAAAACGGUCGCAUGGCUGCACCGCUGCCAGGGCUUGAUGAGCAGCCCGAGUUGCAGGAGCAACUGCCUCCUCCAACAGACAUUGACUCCCGUGCCGCGCCUGCUUCGGAUGCAGCGACAAGUGUUGAUCCCGGUGCUACGUCGUCACAAGCUCCCACGUCUUCGGCAGACGAUACAGGGAUCCUGGGCCGCCUCAUGCGCAGGCGAUUGGCCCCUAAGGACAAGGACGUCGAAAACAAUAAGAAGCGGUCGCUUUCCACGAGCGCCGACAAUACGAGCCAGUCUGCCGGAGCCGACCACGAGAACAGCAACUCGUCUGAUCCGUUGGCCAAUGCCGAUGAGAUCACAGACCACGAAAUGCAGGCACAGUCUAUGCCACUAUCCGCGUCCCACGCUUCGCAAAAGACGCUAGGUGACACGACCAAGACACAGGAGUUCCAGACUGUCUCGGAUGCCCGAAACCCAUCGUCCUCGUCUGUCCCCCGUUUCCUACGACAGGUUGCGAAACCCCAACAAGCGAAAGCCAGCCCGAACCAGGUUACUGGCGCCGUCACCCCACACAAGUACAACCCGCAUUCUCAGUCUUCCCAGGCUCAACACCAGCAGCACAUGUCUUCCUCAACGCCGUCUGCGCAACCCAAGCUGCGCGCGAAGCCGAGUUUCGGCAAGCGUUUCUGGUCUAGAUCUGGGGCCAACGACUUUGGCGACGACAACGCAGCCAACGCCGAUGCCGAAACAACUGCUCCCGCUCCGGUGUCUCGGCCGGUGUAUGUGCCAAAGCAUGCGGCAUCAGACUUUUCGCGCACAACGUACCCGCCGCGCCAGCAUCGCCACAGCUUCUCUCUCGGCAACGGCGAAAAUGGCGUUCGCCCCCUGGCCACAAUUACUGCCGAAGCCUCGGAGGACGAGCCUCAACGUCAGGUCGCACCGGAGCAGAGAAACCGUACGCCGUCGGCCGAGAAGCGCAGAUCACGAGAGCUAUCGUCCUCUUCCAAAUUCGACGGACCGUCUCCUCAGGAACUGCACCGCCGACUUGAGAUUGUAAAGAGCAGUGAGAUUGAGGUUGUGACCACCAGAGAACCCACUGCCGUCGAUCACCGGCCUCAACAGCAUCAGCUGCUGCACAGCAACUCGAAUGCCUCAUCGGCAAAUGGCAAGGGACCCGCGAAGGCGCAGCCUCCAUCCCGUCCACGUUCAUCUCAACGGCACAGCUUCAACCUGGUUGCGGAUCCUUACGCAAGAGACCUGACGCCUCCCAAGUCUGCGUCGCCAGUGGAAAUGGAGGCUCCCUUUGAUCCGCCAAGUCACGCGCAGCAACAGACGGUAGAGCCGACAUCGCAACAGGUCCCGAAGCAGGCAUCUCCACCACGACAGGCCACGCAGGACAAGACUUCACAUGGCCGGCCUCAACACUCCAAAGAGCAGGCCGAAGAGAAGCCUCGCAAGGAGAUGACGGACUUCGAGCGAUUCAUAGCCGAUGCUGAGGCCGCCGAGCGUGAACAUCAUGCACAGAUGUGGCGCAACCUCGCCCGCCGCUCCGGUCAUUACGGAUACAGUGACAAUACCUACAAUCCGUACACGGCAUACAAGCCGGAUCCGGUCUCAACCAAUCCAAGCGCCGUAGCUAACACGCAAAAGAGCGGCAAGCGGGACAGUGCGUAUUACUCGGUUGGAAAGCGGGCGAGUAUGAUGACCACGGCUGCCGAGGACGAGCGCAACUUCAUGUACGGACAGCCACUAGGCGACAACAAUGGCCUGAAGCACCAGGGAAGCAUCUCCAAACGCAUUGCCGAUUACAUCAAGCCAUCCAAGUCGGGCCAAGAGGCCGCCCAAGAGGACUGGAUGGCGGGACGGACAAACCGCAGGAGCGUGAUUGCAGGCGUAGCAGAGGAGUGA